AUGUAUUUUGCCGAGGUUUGGUUAAGUUCAAGCCAUAACUGGAAAAACGGACGGAAAAUUGAAUACACCAAACCUAUAAAUACAACUGCAAUGGGUUUUGGAACAGUGGAUCACAAUCUUCCCACUAACCGAGUUAAAUUGUUUUCAGUACAUAAGUACUACGUUGAGAUAAUAUAUUCUCGUGGGGGGCAAAGUGAAGGACAAAGUUUAAUCCAACUUGCUUGGAAAAGACCGGAUAGAACUGGCUUUGAGCUUAUACAACGAGAGUUUUUCUCACCAUAUAAAAACGACAGUGAUACAGCUCAGAUGUGCUUGCUUGUACACUGGCAACGCUAA
Molecule: messenger RNA, 336 nt
Organism: Porites lobata
Lineage: Eukaryota; Metazoa; Cnidaria; Anthozoa; Scleractinia; Poritidae
Source: the annotation of a GenBank genome assembly